AUGUUUCGAUCACAAUCGGCUGAUCCACAUCAUGCUCGAAUACAUACAGGUCACGGUAAUAGAAAUAUGAAAAUAAAAGAUCUGGGUGCAGUGAAUGGAACUUUUGUCAAUAAUGUUCGAAUUGAAUCUCAAAGUGAAAUUGAUCUCAAGCAUAACGAUAAAAUAUCGUUUGGCUCAGAUCCUUUGAUUUUAACUGUUAAACAAGGCAUCAAUGAUUACAGUUUAAACGAGAAGUCAGUUCAAUCAGACGUGUUACAUUCCCCGUUUGAAUUAGAUGCUCCGUUAUAUGAACAAUCAACAAUGACAGAACAGCGACAAUCAAAUAGUUUUCUUAUCGAUCGAAUGUCAAAUGAUGAAAAUCAUGAUAAUAAUCAUGAUAAUAAUAACACUAAUUCAACGUCGUACACCACUGUCACAAGUAAUUCACAACCAUUGAUCGAUUCUAAUGAAGAUGCAUCGAGUGAUGCCGGUACUUAUAUUAUCGAUAUUGAACAUCGUGAUUUGGAUGUUGAAGAUAACGAUGAUGAUGAAGAAACGGAACCUCAACAGCAGGAACUAGAACAGGAGCCUGAAAGUCCAUUAUCAUUUAAACGUUAUACAUCGAAUAAACGACAUGGAACAUAUAAUAUACAUGCUGCCUCUCCACCAUCUCCAGAAAAAAAUCCACCGAUAUUACCUGCAAUGUCAACAAUUUAUGCACGACCUGUUGUUGGACCUGAUCACAACACUACAGAAUUACCAUCUUCUACUUCACCUUUAUCAAAAAUACGUCUCGAACCAGAAGGUGAUGAUCAACCAACAGUACAAGAAUCGACUACUCAACGUGCUGUGGUCUAUGCUCGGCGAAGGCCACAAACAUUGACCACAGAUCUGAACAGUAGUACUGAAAAUGUUAAAAAUAAUGAUAGUUCUUCCAUAACUACUCAAACGAUAAAACCUGCCGAGUCUUUUGUUAUAUCUCCCACAAUCGAGAAAAAACCCUCGAACAAUUUUGGUGAAAAAAAUUUUAAUGUUACAAGAAAAAUGCAUCGAAUUUAUUCGGCUGGAGCAGCUGAUACUUUAAUGAAUUUCGAAGCUCCGAAAGCUGAACCAGCCGCUCUAUCGUCUUCAACGCUCACAAAUAUGAUUACCACAUAUCAAAAUGAAUUAGACAAUAUGUCGACCACAAAUAGUUCUUUUCCAUCAACGACAACAACGGCAACCGGUUUAUCAAUGACGAAGCAAGGUGAUACAGAGAAAGGUUUUACUAGUGUACAACGACUAACAAAAACAUCAUCGGCAGCAGAUGUUUCCAACGAUAGACUCCGAAUUCAAAGUGUUCGAUCUCCACCAGUAUCUAAAAAACCACUUUCAAAUACUGAUACGUCUUCAUCUUCGUCAAAAUUACUUGCUGCUGUUCCCAUUAGUAAUUCACCACGUUCGAAUAUAGCCAAUCAAGAAACAUUUCAACGUAAUAAUGCUAUAAGAAAAACAAUGCCUAAUCGGAGUUCAAAAAAUUCAACAAAGCCAUUUGAUAUUAUGUCUAGUUCAUUAAUUGGUGAAUUACCAUCAUCACAUACAUCAUCACGUUCAAAUUCAGUUGCUGAUGAUUUAGAAGCUCCUCCAUCGCUAUCAAAAGUAUCAAUGAAUAAAUCAUUUGCAUUAAGAAGGCAACGUUCAAAUCUAACUACUACAAAUAAAGUACAACAACAGCAACCACCAUCUACAGUAAAACCUGUUCAACGUCCGACAUUCACUAAAUCUCAGACACCUUCUAUUCAAAUUUGUAAACCAGCUGAUAGUAUACAUUUGGAUCAAUCCUCAAGUAUGAAUAGUCAAACAAAUCGAGCUGUUGAAUUACGCAAAGCUUCUGCUCGUGCAAAAAUGGAAGAAUUAUCACAUCGAACGAAACAACAACAACAACCACAAGAUCAAACAACAAUUAAUCAGCUAAUGACAACUUCAUUAUAUAGCGUUAAACCUAGUACAAGUUUAAAUAAGAAAAAUGAUGUCCGUUCAACUUAUCGUUCGGUAACAAAACGACCGCUUAGCAUACCAACACAUCGUUCAUCAUCAGCCAGUCCAAAAGCGUUGAGUCAUGAUUCAACAGCAACCAUAAAUAGAGCUUCGCAACAGCAGCAGCAACAACCGGCAAAAUCUCGCCUAUCAAAACUUCCGACAAAGUCAUCAUCAAUGGAUCAGCAAAACACUAGUAAAAUGAACACCGCAGCAAACGAAAAUGAACCAGAACGUUGUGAAACAUUACGUGACGACGGUCAACGGCUUGCAAUCAAACUAAUUCAGUUAUCAUCUGGAAUAUUGGAAAAGCUAAAAACGAACGAAGAUGCAACAAAUGAUGAUUCAAGUAUCAAGGAAUUAGAACAAUUGGUGGAUAAAUUACAAGUUGUGAAUAAAACAUUAAGCACUAUUGAUGCAUCAUUAUCAAUGUCAACAAAUAAUGAUUCGUUAUCUUUCUCAACAUCACCGUCUCACAUGGCAUCAAAACAAAACUAUCGAUCAUCAACAAAUUUUGAAUGA
This is a messenger RNA of Didymodactylos carnosus, 2517 nucleotides long. Lineage: Eukaryota; Metazoa; Rotifera; Eurotatoria; Philodinida; Philodinidae. The record is from the annotation of a GenBank genome assembly.